Messenger RNA from Aedes aegypti (yellow fever mosquito), 1342 nucleotides. Its product is annotated as zinc finger protein 34. Gene Ontology annotation, cellular component: nucleus. The transcript has 4 exons. Lineage: Eukaryota; Metazoa; Arthropoda; Insecta; Diptera; Culicidae. Bases 102 to 1028 code for a protein of 308 amino acids. The record is from RefSeq and is a predicted model, not a curated record. Gene Ontology annotation, biological process: regulation of transcription by RNA polymerase II. Gene Ontology annotation, molecular function: DNA-binding transcription factor activity; zinc ion binding; RNA polymerase II cis-regulatory region sequence-specific DNA binding.
UGUCUGUCAAAUUUGUACAUAAAUUAGAAAAUCACAACACACAAGUUGCGGUUGCUUCAAGUAUCACAAUUUAGAUACAUAAAUACAAAAACUAGCUGACAAUGAGUGUUUCGCGGAUCAUCGAAGAAGAUCCCAAAGCCAGUCAAAGCCUUCAGAAGGUGUGCCGAUUGUGCCUGAGUGAAGAAUCACUGGAAGACAUUUUCCACCAGAAUGGACUAUCCGGAUGGAUUUCGGAACUUCUCUCAAUUGUGGUUUCCCAAAGUGACAGAAUCAGCCAUUGGAUUUGCGUUCUCUGUCGGAUACGUAUGCAAGAAUUUCGAGACUAUCAGACACGAUGCUGGGAGGUCCAGGAAGUUCUGAUGAACGAGAUUGCUACGAAUGAUGAUGAAAUUGGUACUUUUCCACUCAAUAUUCAGAAAGACGAAAUUUCAGUAGAUGACUUGUUUGAAGUCGGAAGCUUCUCAGAUGAAGACAUUGAUGAAGUAGAGAAUAAUCUAUACAACAUAAGUCCACAAAAAGAACAAAUCGUUUGCCUGAAUACUCCGGAUAAUCCAGAAAUAGUGAGGACAACGAACACUGAAGGAAGCGAUAAAAAGGGUUAUAAAGGGCGACAUAUAACGUGCAAUAUUUGCGGAAAAGAAGUGCAAAGGCUUCGCUUCGACAACCACAUGAAUGGCCAUCUUGGUCUAAGGCCCUACAAAUGUGAACGGGGCUGCAAGGCAGAGUAUUUCGCUUGCAAGUACAAGCGCCAGGGACACUACCGGAAAGUUCACGAUGGUGUAAAACACCUAUGUGGCUUUUGUGAUCGGUCCUUCGGAACGAGGCAAGGUCUGUUCAGUCACAAGCGGCGGCAUCACACGACGAGCACACACAAAUGUAAUAUUUGUCACCAGAUGUUCUCAUCGGAGAACCUUCUGAAGCGACACAGCAAGACACAUCAGGCGUCCUCCGCUGCUUCCCCGUUAUCCUCGGAUUCAACGCUGACGUACGAGAAUGAGAACUUAGGGAAAACUAACAGUGAUAGAUAACAGGAAAAAGAGCGAAAUAUUUUUUGGGUACAGUAAAUUUAAGAUUGUAAACCAAAUGCGCCAUUCGCAUCAUUUAAAACAAUUAUUCUUUAUGUCGAAAGAACUUAAUCAUAAUUGUUUUUAAAUAGUGCGAUGAUUUUGCUUAUUAAUGUUAGAUCCAUGUUCCGACUUUGUUUCUGCUUUUUACGGUACUAUAAACGAAAAAAAAUGGUGCAAAAUAUUAGUAAUAUGGAAACCUUGGAUGAAACGAUAUUAUAAGUAACAUUUUCAAAUUUUUAAUAAAAUACUGCUUCAACAGCAAUUUCAAUAAAGUU